AUAGUUAUUAUUUUUGAAGUCAUGGUUCUUAUGAUCAUUAUUCUCAUUCUCAUGAUCAUUAUUUUGAGAAUUAUGAUUCUCAUCAUCAUUAUUUUUGGUGUCAUAGUUCUCAUGAUUAUUAUUUUCAAUCUUAUGAUUCUCAUGGUCAUUAUUUUCAGAGUUAUUUUGGUAUACACAAAUUUGAGGAAAUGGAACAAUAAAACUGACUGUUUGAAUUUCUUCUUUUAUCCUUAAAUACUGAAUUAAUCCAUUAUAUAAUUUUGAAAUAAACUUAAAAAUGAUAUUAUUCAUAUUUGAUUCUUUAAUGUAAAUAUAUAUGUGUGAAUGAAGUGAAGUAUUUUUUGAAUUUUCAAUUCUAUUACAAUAAGGAGAUA
This is a messenger RNA of Rhizophagus irregularis DAOM 181602=DAOM 197198, 374 nucleotides long. NCBI's taxonomy places the organism in Eukaryota, Fungi, Glomeromycota, Glomeromycetes, Glomerales, Glomeraceae. The record is from RefSeq and is a predicted model, not a curated record.